AUGAGGAGCCCCUCCUUUCUCUCGCGGCGGCCGCCGCCGAUGUUGCUCCUGCUGCUGUCGCUGUGGCCACUCUGGGCCCAGUCGUCCACCGCGGCCACCUUCUCGGGAACCCCAGCCACCCCGGACUGCCCCGAGGCGUGCGAGUGCGCGCCGGGCGGCCUGGUCAACUGCUCGGGGCGCGCUCUGCCCGCCGUGCCCGCGGACCUGAGCCGGCGCGUGCGCGCGCUGCUGCUGGACCACAACCGUGUGCGCGCGCUGCCGCCCGGGGCCUUCGUGGGCGCUGGCACGCUGCUGCGCCUGGACCUGCGCGAGAACGGGCUGCGCUGGGUGCACGCGCGGGCCUUCCGGAGCUUGGGCGCGCUGCAGCGGCUCGACCUCAGCGGCAACCAGCUGGAGGCGCUGGCGCCCCGCACCUUCUCGCCCCUGCGCGCGCUCCGCUCCCUCUCGCGGGCAGGCAAUCGGCUGGCGCGCCUGGAACCCGCGGCGCUGGGCGCGCUCCCGCUGCUGCACGCGCUCAGCCUGCAGGACAACGAGCUGUCCGCGCUCGCGCCGGGCCUCCUGGCCCGCCUGCCCGCUCUCCACGCGCUGCACCUGCGCGGCAACCCCUGGACCUGCGGCUGCGCGCUGCGUCCGCUCUGCUCCUGGCUGCGCAGGCACCCGAGGCGGGCGCCAGAGACCGAGACGCUGCUCUGCGUGUUGCCAGGGCGCCAGACGCUCAGCCCCUUGACCGCCUUCCCGGACGCCGCCUUCAGCCACUGUCCGCAGCCACUCGCUCCGCGGGACCUGGCCGUGGUCUACGUGCUCGGGCCCAUCUCGUUCCUCGCCAGCCUGGCCGCCUGCCUGGCGCUGGGCUCCGUGCUCACCGCCUGCCGCACGCACCGCCCUCAGCCGCCUGGGGAGACCGCGGGACUCUGGCCCUGGGAGCCCCGCCGCCGCUGCUCAGGCCUGAGCGGGCCUUGGCUGUUCUCGAAUCUUCCCCCGUCCCCUGCCCUUCUUCACAGUCCCUGCACGCGUCAACAAGCAACACAGACAGAAAUUUUCGUGACAUUCCUUUAGACAUCACC
Molecule: messenger RNA, 1064 nt
Organism: Mirounga angustirostris (Northern elephant seal)
Lineage: Eukaryota; Metazoa; Chordata; Mammalia; Carnivora; Phocidae
Gene: LRRC26
Product: leucine rich repeat containing 26
Exons: 2
Coding region: 1-1056 (351 amino acids)
Cellular component (GO): extracellular matrix
Molecular function (GO): protein binding
Source: RefSeq, a predicted model, not a curated record